Phyllotreta striolata is the source of this 171-nucleotide messenger RNA. NCBI's taxonomy places the organism in Eukaryota, Metazoa, Arthropoda, Insecta, Coleoptera, Chrysomelidae. The record is from the annotation of a GenBank genome assembly.
AUGGAGAUUAAGACAAUGGAGAUACAGUUUAAUGAUAUAUUAGAAGAAAUGGGAUGUCCUCAUUUAAUUCCUAGAUUUGAAGAUUUAUCAAAAUCAACAGACGAAUCGUAUUUAGAAAGGAUCCGCUGGAGGAAGUUAUUGAAAACUGGAAAUGUGCUUCCGAAUUUAUAG